Dermacentor albipictus is the source of this 892-nucleotide messenger RNA. Lineage: Eukaryota; Metazoa; Arthropoda; Arachnida; Ixodida; Ixodidae. The record is from RefSeq and is a predicted model, not a curated record.
CAGCGGCCUAGAAGGCCGACCAUGGGCCGACCAGCGAAUCAGCACCCACUGCGGUUGCAAAAUGCCGCGACGUCUGCUGCGACGGUCACUGCAGUUCCGCGGAAAAUGUGCAAAUGAGCUUUAGAAGUCACCUCUUGACAGUUCCGUUCUUGAAUGUCCUGUGCAACAGGAAACGGGACCAUCGUGAUCACCGUGUCCUGUUCUAAGAUGGGUGUUGUUGAGGACGGAAGUCGAAGGCUUGUCGAGGAGGUCUACGAUUUGAUAAAAGACAUUCGUGACCCCGAGAAGCCUCACACACUGGAAGAGCUCGGUGUUGUCUCUGAGGAGGAGAUAAGCGUCAACACUGAUAGGGACGCCUACAGUUAUGUGAGCGUCACCCUAAUACCGACCGUGCCUCAUUGCCACCUCGCUGCCAUCAUUGGGCUCUGCGUAAGGACAAAGCUUGAGGAAAACUUGCCUUACAAUUUCAAGCUUGACAUCUUCAUUAAGGAAGGUUCUCACACAACUGCUGCUGAAUGGACUGGACAUUACUUGUUCAGUUGCGGAUAACGUAUCCGUGUAUGAAUGGAAUAUAGAAAACUCCAAUCUUAACAAUAGCUGAAAAACAUGCAGUGAUGUCGAAUUUCACUUGCCUUUGCAGUGAGCAAGCAGAUCAAUGACAAAGAGAGAGUAGCCGCAGCAAUGGAAAACAAGAACAUUAAAGACAUGGUGCAGAGCUGCGUCUCCUACGAGACCAUGUAAAGGACUCUUCAGCUAUGCUUACAUGCGACCAGUGAACGAUUACUUUCCCAUUUCAGCCAGCUGAAACUACAAGGCGACAAGAAAAUUUUUCAUCUGCUCAAUGUUUUUGCGGCCAUGUCUUAACAUUAAAUACCACAAAUUAUUCACAUUA